This is a messenger RNA of Aspergillus udagawae, 1830 nucleotides long. RefSeq lists its product as uncharacterized. NCBI's taxonomy places the organism in Eukaryota, Fungi, Ascomycota, Eurotiomycetes, Eurotiales, Aspergillaceae. Bases 1 to 1830 code for a protein of 609 amino acids. The record is from RefSeq and is a predicted model, not a curated record. The transcript is spliced from 3 exons.
AUGAGCCCCCAGGAAAACUCUCGCGUGGAGUAUCUUCCCCUUUCACGCAGAGGAACCGACGGGACAGAAUUUGGGGCAAAAGAAAGCCCCCACAUCUCCUCAACUCUCGAAAAAUUUGCGUUUAUGUCCAAAGUUGUUCUCGUCAUAACCUUCUUAUCGCUUACGGCUUGGAUACUCAACUUCGUUCGUCCACGCCAUGUCUUUGCCCACGAGGCUAAUUCGGGCCGCAAGCCCCUGGUACAUACAUUGAACGGCUCAUAUGAGGGCAUUCACUUGGAUGCGCUGGAUCAAGACAUAUUCCUGGGCAUGCCAUACGCAGCUCCGCCCUUGGGACCUCUCCGAUUCCGACAUCCACAGCCUUUGACAGAAUCUUGGGACGGCGUGCGUAAUGCGACGACUUACGGGCCCCAAUGUCCUGGCUAUGGAAACGCUUUGGGGAAAUACACGCAGUCAGAAGACUGUCUUACUAUGAACGUUGUUCGGCCUACUAAUGCUGAUCAGCACCCUCUACCGGUUGCUGUCUAUAUAUACGGUACUGGACUUAAGGUGGGAGGCUCUGACAAUCAACGGUACAAUCUGUCAUUCAUAGUUUCGACAGCAGCGAAAGCCGGGCUACCAUUUAUUGGAGUCUCGUUUACUUACCGGGCAUCUGUCGGGGGCUGGAUCAUCAGUCGUCAAGUUAGGGGCACCGGGAAUACAAACAUUGGAUUUCAUGACCAACGGAUGGCCUUGAGAUGGGUACAGGAGAACAUCGCGUUCUUUGGAGGAGACCCACGGAAAGUGACCCUCUGGGGAGGCAGUUCUGGCGCCAGGGAUGUCGGUUACCACCUCGCUGCUUAUGGUGGACGAGACGAUGGCCUGUUCCGAGCUGCAAUCAUGCAAAGUGGAUCUGUAGUGCAAAAGACAUCAUCCCGGCGUUUUCCUGCACAAGAACUGUAUGACUCCUUGGUUGCUUCAACAAGGUGCGCCGAAGCCGAGGACUCACUGGACUGCCUGAGAUACAUCCCUUACGACGAAAUAAACAUUGCCUUCGAAAAAUCUCCGUAUGGAAUAGGUCGCAUGGCCGAGGCCUUUGGCGGUCCUUCCAUCGACGGAAACUUUCUUGCGAAUUAUGGGAGUCUGAGUCUAAAGGAUUCUCGGAUGGUCAAGGUACCAGUAAUUAGCGGCGUGGUUUCUCAUGAAGGCAGCAACCAGAUCCCCGAGUCUGUACGCGACUGGACUGAUCUGCGAGAUUUUUUGAUAGAUCACGUCCUAUUCCCAACAACUGUGGUCGAUCACCUGAUGGGGCUUUACCCACCAAUAGUGCCAAGGGGUGAUGACAAGUUAGACCCACCGAUUGAAGGAAUAUCCAUUUCUAGUCAUGCGGAGUUUGAACGCAUUGAACAGCUGAUGGGUGACCUGGCCAACAAUGCUGGAGCAAGGCUCAUGUGUGAAAGCUAUGCAGCAUUUGCAACAUGCUAUGCCUUCCGCUUCGAUGCUAUGGUGUCCUCUGUGUAUGAUGAAAGGCUUGGGGUGCGUCAUGGUGCCGAGAUUGGACCGGUCUUCCAGAACUUCGACGGCAUAGGCUGGGACGUGAAUCCGUUCACUGGCAAAGGCGAGGGCCUCCGCCAAAUGUCACACUUGAUCGGGAUUAUGUGGGCAGGAUUCAUUACAGCGAUGGAUCCAAACAUAGGUUUGAACCAGCAUGACCCGGUGUGGCCCAAGUACUCAGAGGCAACACGGCUGACGAUGGUUUUCAAUGAAAAUGGUUCGUGGGUUGAAAAAGACGAACGGAGAUCAGAGGCCUUAGAAUACAUUAAUAGCGUCCAGCAAAGUGUCUUCGAGAGGUGA